Molecule: messenger RNA, 351 nt
Organism: Miscanthus lutarioriparius
Lineage: Eukaryota; Viridiplantae; Streptophyta; Magnoliopsida; Poales; Poaceae
Source: the annotation of a GenBank genome assembly
AUGGCACUUUCGGCUCACCGGCUGGUCGCCGGAGCUCUCGUGAUCCUGGCAGCAGUAGCUCUGGCCCGUUCAGACGCCGAGCAACGGAGCCCCAGGCGCUACGACGUCGCCGACGCGAUGGGCUCCGGUCAGCUUCAGGGACAGGCUCCAGCUCCACCAUGCCAGGUGUCGCCUCCGUUCGUUUCCUCGCCGCCGCCGCCGCCAUGCCCUGCUGGUCACCAAGAUCAGCGUAGAGAAGCCCCGAUGCCGAGAUAUCUUGGUGUGCAGAGGACCGCACCGGCUCCGCCCUCGCCGCGGUCCGCGCGUCAGGUGAAUUGGGCGCAAUUGCCGCCACCGCCGCCUUCCUCAUAG